Molecule: messenger RNA, 3903 nt
Organism: Knipowitschia caucasica
Lineage: Eukaryota; Metazoa; Chordata; Actinopteri; Gobiiformes; Gobiidae
Source: the annotation of a GenBank genome assembly
AUGACCACCGGAUUCAGCUCCAGUUCUUGCCGAUUCGCAGAUUAUUUCGUGAUCUGCGGACUCGACACCGACAGCGGACUGGAGCCAGACGAGCUGUCCGGUGAGAAUUUUGAGCAGAGUCCACUGCGACGAACUUUUAAAUCCAAAGUUUUAGCACAUUAUCCUGAGAAUGUGGAGUGGAAUCCAUUUGACCAGGAUGCUGUGGGGAUGCUCUGUAUGCCAAAGGGUUUGUCGUUCAGGACACAGGUGGACUCUCGGGAGCCUCAUUUUCACUCUUAUAUCAUCACCAGAGAAGACGGCUCUCGGACCUAUGGCUUUGCUCUCACCUUCUUUGAGGAGGUGACCAGUAAGCAGAUCUGCAGUGCAAUGCAGACUCUCUACCACAUGCACAACGCAGAGCAGUAUGACAUCUUGCACACGCCCACAUCUCCCAAAUCUCCUCGAGGACUGGAAGAGCCACGGCAGAGGCCCAUUCUUCAGGCCGCCCCUGCCAUCUCCCGCCUUCAGCGCUUCAACUCCUACGACAUCAGCCGUGACACUCUGUUCGUCUCUAAAUGUAUCUGUCUAAUCACACCAAUGGCUUUUGCUCAGGCCUGUAGGAAGGUGCUCGAGCAGCUUUACCAGGCUGUGUCAUCUCCCCGGCCACCUCCUCUGCCUUUAGAAAGCUACGUCUUUAACGUCCUGUUUGAGGUGCCCCUGCCUCCAUCCGGACGCUCUCUGAAGUUCUCAGGGGUGGACGGGCCCAUCGUGUGCCAACGGCCCAGCACCUCAGAGCUGCCCCUCUUUGACUUUGCCAUCGGGGAAGUGUUUGAGCUGCUGGGAGUGGAGAACGUACUUCAGCUGUUCACAUGUGCACUGCUGGAGAUGCAGAUACUGCUUUACUCACAGCAUUACCAGAGACUGAUGACGGUGGCAGAAAGCAUCACAGCCUUAAUGUUCCCUUACCAAUGGCAGCACGUUUACGUUCCCAUUUUACCCGCGUCACUCCUCCACUUUCUGGAUGCGCCUGUGCCGUAUCUGAUGGGCCUUCACUCCAAUGGACAAGACGACCGCACUAAACUAGAGCUGCCCCAAGAGGCUAAUUUAUGUUUUGUCGACAUUGACAACCACUUCAUCGAACUCCCUGAGGAGCUACCUCAGUUUCCCAACAAACUGGAGUUUAUUCAAGAGAUUUCCGAGGUCCUUAUGUCGUUCAACAUUUCUCCAGAGGGCCGGCCGCACUCCAGCGACAGACCGCCCAAAUACAGGGGUCUCCGUCCUGUGGAUGUUUCAGACAAACGCAAUGGGAACUUGGCGUCACCACUCAACUCCUACCUGCUGAGAGAGAAUGAAACGAUCGCCAGGCUUCAAGCACUGGUGAAGAGAACCGGAGUCAGCCUGGAGAAGCUGGAGGUCAGUGAUGACGCCAGUGGGAUCAGAGAUGCUCCGGCUCAGUGCGAUGAGGAGGAGCUCAAGAUGCACCAGCUCAACAUCCACAUCCGGGAAGUCUUUGCCAACCGCUUCACUCAGAUGUUUGCGGACUACGAAGUGUUCGUCAUCCAGCCCAGUCAAGACAAGGAGUCCUGGUUCACCAAUCGUGACCAGAUGCAGAACUUUGACAAGGCCUCUUUCCUGUCGGAUCAGCCAGAGCCGUACCUGCCCUUCUUGUCCCGGUUCCUGGAGACGCAGAUGUUCGCCUCGUUCAUCGACAGUAAAAUCCUCUGCCACGACGACGAGGAGAAAGAACACACGCUGCGGGUGUUCGACUCGCGCGUGGAUAAGAUCCGCAUGUUAAACGUCCGCACGCCCACGCUGCGCACUUCCAUGUACCAGAAAUGCACUAACAUUGAAGAAGCAGAAAAGGCCAUUGAAAUGAGAGUGCACAAGAUUGACCACACUGCACUGCACCCGCAUCUUCUGGACAUGAAGAUUGGACAAGGACGCCACGACCAGGGCUUUUUCCCUCGGCUCCAGUCGGAUGUGCUUUCCACUGGGCCCCCUACCAACAAAUGGACGAAGAGGAGCGCCCCUGCCCAGUGGAGGAAGAGAGAUCGACAGAAGCAGCACGCCGAGCACCUAUAUUUGGAUAAUGACCAGAGAGAGCAUGUAGAGUGUUUGUUUCCGGAGCUGCAGCUCUUGCUCUUUCUCGACUACUACUGGCUCUCUCAGUCCUUCAGGCCCUGUUUAAAGUCGGUCUCUGUGGAUGUGAAAUAUAUUCAAGAAGCUAGAAAUCUGGGCACAACCAUCAGACAACCCAAACUGUCCAACUUGUCGCCUUCGGUUAUUGCUCAGACAAACUGGAAAUUUGUUGAGGGGUUGCUGAAAGAGUGCAGGAACAAGACUAAGCGUAUGCUGGUGGAGAAGAUGGGCCGAGAGGCGGUGGAGUUGGGCCAUGGAGAGGUGAGCAUUACUGGUGUGGAGGAAAACACUCUGAUCGCCAGUCUGUGCGACCUGCUGGAGAGGAUCUGGAGCCACGGGCUGCAAGUCAAACAGGGAAAGUCUGCCUUGUGGUCGCACCUGCUGCACUAUCAGGAGAGCAAAGAGAAGAGCGCGACUCCGGGAGGUUUGGGGCCCUCAGGUUUCAUCCACGACACAGAGAGACGCAAGUCGGACGGAGGAGUGUCGGCCAUGCCCCCGCUUAAAAUAUCACUCAUUCAGGACAUGAGGCACAUUCAGAACAUCAGUGAAAUCAAGACGGAUGUUGGAAAAGCCCGGGCCUGGGUUCGCCUCUCUAUGGAGAAGAAGCUGCUCUCCAGACAUCUGAAACAACUGCUUUCCGAUCAAGAGCUCACCAAAAAACUGUACAAACGUUAUGCCUUUCUGCGCUGCGAUGACGAGAAAGAGCAGUUUCUGUAUCACCUCCUCUCGUUCAAUGCAGUGGACUACUUCUGUUUCACCAAUGUCUUUACAACGAUCAUGAUCCCGUACCAUGUGGUGGUGGUCUCCAGUAAGAAGCUGAGUGGGUCCAUGUUCACAGCAAACCCCUGGGUGUGUGUUUCCGGUGAACUUGCAGAGACAGGUGUUCUGCAAGUCCCCAGAAAUACUUUGGAAAUCACAUUUGAGUGUCAGAACCUGGGAAAGCUGACCACGGUGCAGAUGGGUCACGAUAACUCAGGUCUCUAUGCCAAGUGGCUAGUGGAGUGCAUUCUAGUGCGCAAUGAAAUCACAGGACACACAUACAAAUUUCCUUGCGGCCGGUGGUUGGGUAAAGGUGUGGAUGAUGGCAGUCUGGAGAGGAUUCUUGUUGGGGAGCUCAUGACCCCCAGCUCGGAAAAUGAUGAAAGACUUUGCCGCACUCCUCCAAUGCAACAGUCUCCUGGCAUGAUGAGGAGGUUUGUCACCAUCUCGCCAAACAGUAAACCAAAGCUAAACACAGGGCAGAUCCAAGAGGGAGUUGGAGAAGCCAUCAAUGGGAUUGUAAAGCAUUUCCACAAGCCGGAAAAGGAGAGGGGCAGUUUAACGCUUCUACUUUGUGGAGAGUAUGGUCUUGUCUGGGCUCUGGAGCAAGUUUUCCAACAUGGAUUCAAAUCACCCCGCUUAUUUAAAAAUGUUUUUAUUUGGGAUUUUUUAGAAAAAUCACAGAUUUACUUUGAAAGCGCUGAACAGAGAGAGGUGAAUCCAGACGAAAACUGGCAGAGCAGAGUGCGCCACUUUUGCCGUUUUAUGCGUGCCAUCAACAGCAAUCCAAGAAAUAUUGGCAAAGAUGGGAAGUUUCAAAUGAUGGUCUGUCUUGGAGCCAGGGAUCACUUGCUACAUCACUGGAUUGCGCUGCUGGCAGACUGCCCGAUCACGGCUCAGAUGUACGAGGACACUGCACUGAUCAAAGACCGGACAUUGGUGAACUCUCUGAUCAGAGUGCUUCAGACUCUGCAGGAGUUUAAUAUCACCCUAGAGGCGUCUCUCGUCAAAGGGGUGGGCAUCUAA